GAUUUAGGAAAGAACACGCCUAUGACAUCAGUGGGUUUUCAAGAAAAUAAGUCGCUGAAACUGUGCAGCAAAGUAAGAAGGGGGCCAGAGGUGCCUUCUCGAGGUCUAAAUAUAAAUCCUAAAGGACUCAGAUCUGCAUCGAGAGCUCACAAGGGAAAUAGGACUUGUAAACUUUUUGAGAAGACAUGUCAACUUCGGACGAGACAGACGGUUUCCGACCUAGAUAUGGGUCUGUUCUGGAUGGCAUGGAGCGGCUCACUGCUGAGGAGAUGGAUGAGCGGCGUCAACAGAACAUGGCCUAUGAAUACCUGUGCCAUUUGGAAGAGGCUAAACGAUGGAUUGAAGCGUGUUUAAAUGAGGAUCUCCCGCCCACCACUGAGCUGGAGGAGGGCCUGAGGAAUGGCGUGUACCUGGCCAAGCUGGGAAACUUCUUUGCUCCCAGUGUGGUCUCUCUCAAAAGGAUCUAUGACCGCGAACAAACACGCUACAAGGCCACCGGGCUCCAUUUCAGACACACAGACAAUAUCAUCCAAUGGCUGAAUGCAAUGACAGAUAAGGGCCUUCCUAAGAUUUUCUAUCCUGAGACAACAGACAUCUACGACAGGAAGAACAUGCCCCGCUGCAUCUAUUGCAUACAUGCUCUCAGCCUCUACCUGUUUAAACUUGGCCUUGCGCCCCAGAUUACAGACCUGUAUGGCAAGGUCGCCUUCACAGAGGAGGAGAUUAACAACAUGAAGAUUGAAUUAGAGAAGUACAACAUUCAAAUGCCAGCAUUCAGCAAAAUUGGUGGGAUUUUGGCCAACGAGCUAUCAGUGGACGAAGCAGCCUUGCACGCUGCUGUGAUCGCCAUCAAUGACGCCAUUGACCACGGAGUCCCUGAAGGCACUCUAGCUGCCAUGAGAAACCCAAAUGCCAUGUUACUGCAGCUGAAUGAAACCGCUGCCCAGCAGUACCAGGACACCCUGUUCCAGGCCAAGACUGAGAAAGUGGCCAACUCCCGAAAGAGAAUUGGAGAGAAUGCUGAGGCUGAAAGGGAUGUUUACGAUGAGCUGCUCACACAUGCUGAAAUCCAGGGAAACAUCAACAAAGUCAAUUUGACCAAAGCAUUGAAUUCAGCAGAACAGGCCCUACUGAGUGGUGAUGAGGACAAGCUGUAUGACACUCUCCGUUCCCCUGCGUUAGGCCUGCAGUCAGUGCAGGCUCAGAACAAGGGAUGGUACCUCAAACAGCUGCUGGCCGAUCGAGAGCAGAAGGAACAGGUAACAGUGCUGCGGGCGGUGGAGAGGAUUAAUGCUGCUAUCAGAAAAGGUGUAGCAGAGGAAACGGUGAAUGAACUGAUGAACCCAGACGCCCAGCUGCCGCAGGUUUACCCUAGUGCUGCAGAUCUGUACCAGAGAGAACUCGCCAGCCUGCAACAGCAGAGCGCAGAGGGCUCUUUGUCACACCCCGAGCUGCUGGUUGCCGUGGAGAUGCUGUCCUCGGUGGUGCUGAUAAACGAGGCACUGGAUGUAGGGGACAGGGCAGCAGUGUGGAAACGGCUCAGCAGUACCCUCACCGGCCUCAGCAAUGUAGAGGACGAGUACGCCCAGAGAUAUAUAGAUGAGUUGAUGCGUCUGAAGGCAGCUGCGCAUGAAGAGGGUAGUGACUUUCUCACCUGGAAUGACAUCCAGGCCUGUGUGGACCAGGUCAACAGUACUAUUCAAGAGGAACAUGAAAGGAUUGCCGCUAUUGGUCUGAUCAACGAGGCUCUGGAUGAGGGUGACCUACAGAAGACAAUGGCUGCUUUACAGAACCCAGCCGCCAAGCUAACAGACAUCGAUCCAUCUUUGGCUCAGCAUUACUAUGAUAUACUGCAGGAGGCAAGGAGAGAGAAGGCCCACGAAUGCGGAGAUCCUUCUGCAGUGCUUUGGUUAGAUGAGAUCCAGGAUGCGAUCUUAAGAGCCAACAAGGACUCAGAGGAUGCUCUGCAGUUCUCUCAGGCGAUCCAGGCCAUUAAUGAGACGGUGGAUAACAAGGACUCUUCUCAGACACUGGCAGCCCUGCGUUCACCUGCUGCUGGUCUGUAUGGAGUCACAUCUGAAUGUGCUCAGACCUACCAGGAUGACCUGUUUCGGAUUAAAGAGGACAAGAAAAAGGAAGGGGAUAAUGGCAGUGAAUGGAUGAAACAUUGGGUGAAGGGAGGACACAACUACUACUAUAACCUCAAGACUGGACAAGGCACCUGGGAAGAGCCUGCAGACUUUAUUCCAAACAACACUGAGCUCAACAAGGAGGAAAUACAGUCUGUUGUGUCAGGAGUAACCACAGCAUAUAACCGAGAGCAACUGUGGUUGGCCAAUGAGAGUCUGAUCGCCAAGCUGCAGGCCCGGUGCCGUGGUUUUCUGGUGCGACGUGGAACGAAAGAUCGUCUUGGGUUCUUGAAGUCUCAGGAGCCGUCUGUCACAUGCAUACAGGCCCACUGGAGAGGCUAUAAGGACAGAAAGAAGUACAGUGACAGGAAGCAGUACCUGAAGGAUCAUGCUGAUGAUGCUGUCAAGAUUCAGUCAAUGGUCAGGAUGCACCAAGCUCGCAAAAAAUACAGAGAUCGCCUGCAGUACUUCAAAGACCAUAUAAAUGAUGUGGUGAAAAUUCAGGCUUUCAUUCGAGCCAACAAAGCAAGAGAUGACUACAAAACACUCAUCAAUGCAGAUGAUCCUCCAAUGGCAGUUGUUCGUAAGUUUGUCCACCUGCUGGAUCACAGUGAUCAGGACUUCCAGGAAGAGCUGGAACUGAUGCGGCUGAGAGAAGAGGUAAUCACUAACAUCCGCUCCAACCAGCAGCUGGAGAACGACCUCAAUCUGAUGGACAUCAAGAUCGGCCUGCUGGUGAAAAACAAGAUCACCCUUCAGGAGGUGGUCUCUCACAGCAAGAAGCUCACCAAGAAGAACAAGGGUGAGCUGUCCAACCUCAUGAUGAUGAACAAGCAGAAAGGAGGCCUGAAGGCACUUAGUAAAGAGAAGAGGGAGAAGCUGGAGGCAUAUCAGUUCCUCUUUUACCUGUUACAGACAAAUCCAACCUAUCUGGCCAAGCUGAUCUUUCAGAUGCCACAGAACAAGUCCACCAAGUUCAUGGAUUCUGUCAUUUUCACAUUGUACAACUAUGCUUCUAAUCAGCGUGAAGAGUACCUCUUGCUCAAUCUCUUCAAAACGGCCCUGCAGGAGGAAAUCAAAUCAAAAGUGGACCACAUCCAGGAGAUUGUCACAGGAAACCCAACAGUCAUUAAGAUGGUGGUGAGCUUUAACAGAGGAGCCCGAGGUCAGAACGCACUCCGGCAGAUCCUGGCUCCGGUCGUGAAGGAAAUCAUGGAUGACAAGACGCUCAACAUUAAAACUGACCCAGUCGACAUAUACAAGAGCUGGGUGAACCAGAUGGAGAGUCAAACUGGAGAGGCCAGUAAAUUGCCGUAUGAUGUGACUCCAGAACAGGCAAUGAGUCACGAGGAGGUUCGAACCCGCCUGGAAGCCUCCAUCAAGAACAUGAGGACAGUCACAGACAAAUUCCUCUUAGCCAUAAUUGUUUCUGUGGAUAAAAUCCCAUAUGGCAUGCGGUUCAUUGCCAAGAUGCUGAAGGACACGCUUAACGAAAGGUUCCCUGAUGCCACAGAGGAUGAGCUUUUGAAGAUUGUGGGCAACCUGCUGUACUACCGCUACAUGAACCCCGCCAUUGUGGCUCCUGAUGCCUUUGACAUCAUUGAUCUAUCGGCUGGAGGUCAGCUGACCACAGAACAGAGGCGAAACCUGGGAUCAGUCGCCAAAAUGCUGCAACACGCAGCCUCCAACAAGAUGUUCCUCGGAGACAACGCCCAUCUGAACCCCAUCAAUGAAUACCUCUCUAACUCCUACCAGAAAUUUAGACGUUUCUUUUUGUCUGCUUGUGACGUUCCAUCUUUGGAAGACAAGUUCAAUGUGGAUCAGUACUCUGACCUGGUCACCUUGACCAAGCCUGUGAUCUACAUUUCCAUUGGGGAGAUCAUCAACACUCACACGCUCUUGCUAGAUCACCAGGAUGCCAUCGCACCAGACCACAAUGAUCCUAUUCAUGAGUUGCUAGAUGACCUGGGAGAAGUGCCCACCAUUGAGUCUUUAAUAGGUGAGAGCCCACUUCCCCCUGAUGAUCCUAAUAAGGAAAUGAUGGGUAAGACAGAAGUCUCUCUCACCCUCACCAACAAAUUUGAUGUUCCUGAUAAGGCCAAUGCUGAAAUGGAUGCCAAGACUCUCCUCCUCAACACCAAGAGGCUCAUAGUAGAUGUGAUCAGGUUUCAGCCAGGAGAGACACUUAAUGAGAUUCUGGAGACUGUAGCUUCACCAGAGCAGGAAGCCGAGUACCAGCGUGCCAUGCAGCGACGAGCCAUUCGAGAUGCUAAGACCCCGGAGAAGAUGAAGCAAGCCAAACCAGUUGUGGAUGACAGUCUUACUUUGCAAGGCAAGAAGGACAAAAUCAAGAGCAACUUGCAAAGGCUAGGAGAGUUGGGCAAAGUUCACCCUGAGAAGAAAUACCAGGAUCUUAUCAAUGACAUCUCCAAGGACAUCCGGAACCAGAGGCGAUACCGUCAGAGGCGAAAGGCAGAAUUGGUGAAGCUUCAGCAGACCAAUGCUGCCCUGAACUCCAAGAUCAAUUUCUACAAUGUGCAGAUUGACUACUACAAUCAAUACAUCAAGACCUGCAUGGACAAUCUAGCCAGAAAGGGCAAAGUUUCUAAGAAACCUGGAGACAAUAAGGCGAAGAAGAGCAAGCAGGUAUCGCAGAAGUACACAGCAGCCCGUCUGCAUGAGAAGGGAGUGCUCAUUGACAUCGAGGACCUGCAGCCAAAUCAGUAUAAGAAUGUCAUUUUCGAGAUCUCACCAUCUGAGGUUGUAGGCGUGUUUGAUGUGAAAGCUAAGCUUAUGGGAGUCCAUUUGGAGACAUUGAUGUUAGAAUACCAGGACCUGCUCCAGUUGCAGUACGAGGGGGUGGCAGUAAUGAAGCUGUUCGAUCGAGCUACUGUAAAUGUUAACCUCCUCAUUUUCCUGCUCAACAAAAAGUUCUACGGCAAAUAGAAACUCAGAGGGACUUGACAGACUGUUUGAUUCAAAGUGAAGCCCAGACCACAUUCAUCUUUAAAGUUUAAAUGUCUUUCCUGCACUGCUCUGAGUGUGCCUUUCUUGAAGGAUAAAUUCCUUGAAUGUACAUUAUCAAACUUGUCGUAGACCACCAACCUGUAUCUUCAGGAUAUUUAACGGUUGGCUGUUUUCUGUUUUUAUUGAGAUGUAAGUGUCCAAAAGAGUAUCAAUAGUAGUUUGCUUUGAUUUUUUUGCAAACUGUGCUUGCAUGAGCUUUGAAUACUGUAUAUGUUAUAUGAAAAAUGAACAUUUUUAUUACCUAAUCUAUCCUUAGGGAGAAACAAUUUGAAAAUUGUUUCUAAGUAUCCUUAUCGUCUAGGAGAGUGAUGAGUGUUAUAGCCACAUUCCUCCAAAUGUUACCAAAAUAUAUUUAUCAGAGUAAUAUUUGUUUCUUUAUUUGUAAAAACCUGAAUAGGUAUACUUCAUUGGCUAGUCGAAAAAUGAGUUGCUGGAAAAUACUUUUUUUUUUUUUUUU
Molecule: messenger RNA, 5613 nt
Organism: Sinocyclocheilus anshuiensis
Lineage: Eukaryota; Metazoa; Chordata; Actinopteri; Cypriniformes; Cyprinidae
Gene: iqgap1
Product: IQ motif containing GTPase activating protein 1
Exons: 36
Coding region: 186-5075 (1629 amino acids)
Biological process (GO): mitotic actomyosin contractile ring assembly actin filament organization; epidermal growth factor receptor signaling pathway; fibroblast migration
Cellular component (GO): cell cortex; nucleus
Molecular function (GO): actin filament binding; GTPase activator activity; calmodulin binding
Source: RefSeq, a predicted model, not a curated record